Amblyraja radiata (thorny skate) is the source of this 3229-nucleotide messenger RNA. RefSeq names its product TEL2, telomere maintenance 2, homolog (S. cerevisiae) (gene telo2). Lineage: Eukaryota; Metazoa; Chordata; Chondrichthyes; Rajiformes; Rajidae. Gene Ontology annotation, cellular component: cytosol. Gene Ontology annotation, molecular function: Hsp90 protein binding; telomeric repeat DNA binding. The record is from RefSeq and is a predicted model, not a curated record. Gene Ontology annotation, biological process: 'de novo' cotranslational protein folding. Bases 142 to 2622 code for a protein of 826 amino acids. The transcript has 21 exons.
CACCGCUAAAAAUCAUGGCCGGUGCGAGUGCGGCGCUGGGCUGAGAUUGUGUGUGAAAGUGCGGCAGACCACCCCUCAUCCUCCAGCGUUCCAGGGAGUAAACCCCAGCACUGACUGCCCCCUCCCCCUAGGCUCCUGACAAUGGAUACGGACGUUGCGGAGCUGGGGGGCUUGGUCCGCCAGGCAGUGGCCACCUUGUCCUCAUCCGGUGACGGUGCAGAGAUUGCCAGUGCACUGGGGGUGGCGCGGCAGUGCCUGGGCUCGGUCGCCGGGAAAGGGAGCUCGGGCCGGGAGCAGCGGGCAUUGGCGACGCUGCACGCUGGCCUCCUGCAGACCUUGGCUGCCUCCCCAACCGGGGGCUGGCUGCGCCUGCUGCCCGCUGACCAGCGGCUCGACCUACUGCACGGCUGCUUCUUGGCCGCCUCGCCGCGCCUGGCCUUCCUCACCAUGGUGGACGCCAUCGCUGCACACAGCGGUGGCGGUGGAGGUCACUGCGUGCCCAUCCUGGAGCAGUUCCUGCAGGAGGAGAGGAUGGUACGGUUGCUGUGUGAGGCCGGGGAUGCCGAGACGCUCCUCGCCGACCGGGAGGUGCUGCUCACCAGGAUCACUGCGCUGCCCGACCACUCGGCUAACAAGCUGCAGCGUGCAAACCGGCCCCUCUUCUACCCUGAAAACUACUACCCUCUGCUGGCCCGGGAGAUGCUGGCAGCGCUGGGGAGGAUCCACCAGUCACUGAGGGAUGGGUCGGACAGCUCCGUCUCCUUCCUGUCUCAGCUGCUGGGGAAGGUCUGCGUCCAGGGCCACAGCGACAUGGUUCUCCAGGUCCUGGUGCCCAGACUUGCCCUCCUCACUCAAUCGGAUGGCGUUUGGCAGCGGAUCUGCUGGCGAUUGGUGGAGGACGUGCCUGAGCGAUGGAUGGAGAGUGUGGUGGCCGGAGUGGUGCGGGCAACCGCGGGCCCUGAGGUCUUGUCGCGGUUGCUGGGCAGCAUCGUGCUGAAGAACAAGAAGGCCGAGUUUGUACUGACCCACAAGUUCCUUCUCCUGCAGUAUCACCACAAGACCUGUGUGCUACAGAACCUGCUGGGAUACCUGGCCAGAGAGAAGUCCGGGAGAUGCCUGUUGGAGGAGGUGCUGCGCCGGCUGCUGACGGCAUGGGGCUGCAGGGCCUCGGUCAGACACAGCCCGGUGGAGCAACAGGCCUACAUCAGCAGGGCCAUCACCGUCUGCCUGGGUCUGCUCAGCCCCACACAACUGGAGGAGCAGCGCACAGAGCUGUUGUCGCUGACCCUGGCCGGGGUGGAGUGCCGCCUGGGCAGUAGCCUGCCGCGGGUACGCCGUCUCGGCAUGGUGGUGGCAGAGUGCGUCAGUGACCGGAUCAAUGCCGGGCCCCACCCCCUCAACUUCCAGUACGAGGAUGAUGACGAGACAAGAGAGGUCCGUUCGCUGUGCUCCCCGAGACCCCCGUCGAGCUGGGAGAGCCCCCCACAGUCACACAGAAGUGAAGACUUGCAGACAGACAGCGGAGAGACACCGGCAGACGGUGGGAGCCCCGGCCAGACGGAACAGUCUGGGCCCGAGUCUGAGCUGGACAGUGAUGACGAGCUGGUUCCCUACGACCUGUCCGGAGACUCUGAGCUGGGGGAGGGGAGUGCCCCUGUCUACCUCACCGGCUGUCUAGAAGUGCUGCUGAACUUGGAGAGCGCAGGGCGGGUGGGGGCUACGCUGAACGCGCUGGAGAGGCUGGUGAGGAGGAAUCCGUCGGCAGCCCGAGAGGUUGGUGAGGAGCUCACCAAGGUGCUGCUGCACCUGGAGGACAGGUUCGCCACACCGGGCUUCGAGGGACUGCGGCAGCAAGCAAUGGUGGCCCUGGCUGUCACCGGCACCAUCCCUGUCAUUCAGUACCUCACCGCCGAGUUCUAUGCUGUCAACUAUAGCCUCUCGCAGCGGCUCCACAUCCUGGACGUGCUUGCACUAGCUGCCCAGGAGUUAGCUGAUCCUGGGCUCCGCGCCAAGGGUGGGGACUCAGCGGGGGAGGGGGGCAGCCCCCACCCUCAGCUCCCGGAUCCGCCCUCCGCUGACCCCAGCCCUGGGUGGAGGCAGAUCGUCGAGCAGCGGUUGCAGAGCAAGACUCGGCGCUUCAGCAAGGGGGUGUGGAUCCCGGGACCCCAGGCCACUGCCAACCGUUUUGCCCCUGUCGCCGGGCACUUCUUCUUCCCCCUCAUCAACAACUACGACAGGCCACAGACUGUGUACGACUUCCUGGCAGAGGAGCCAUUGGUGCUGGGCCGACUGGUGCACACGCUGGGCCUCCUCGUGUUCCUCGCCCUGCACGCCCCGAUCGCCAUCCACCUGGGCAAGGCGCUGCUCGGCUUCACCUGGGCCCUUCGCUACCACCCCGACACGUAUGUGCGACAGGGAACGCUGUUCGCCAUGUCCUCGCUGUUGCUGAGUGUCCCCAGCGACAGGCUCCUGGAAGAUGUUCCUGAUGAACUGCUAGAAGCGAGGUUGUGGCUGACGGAUGUUGCAGAGAGCGAUUCCGAUGACACCUGCCGUCGACAGGCCUUGCAAAGCCUGGUGCUGCUCGGAAACUUCCAGAAGAAACUCGCUGGCCUCCCGGAGUAAGUCUACGGCCCGGACCCAGAGAGCUCCUACCCCCGCUCGUUUCUGGGCAACACUGACUAGGAGAAGAAUGGAGGUGACGAUGGGGAUGGUACUGGAAGCUGGUGAAUCUGCUGGGAUGUUGCAUUGCCGCCAGACUGAGCAAAGACGGGCUGCCGGGCAAGCUGUGGUCUCCAGGGCUGCCUGUGGUGGUCAUGGUCUGUGAGUGGACCUGGAGCGAUGCCAGACCCUGAUCCCCGCGUUCAAGAGUCUGCCGGCGACGGUAGCAGGUCCAGCCUGGUCAGGGGCUAACAGACGGGGGAGCUUCACCACUGCUCCUCGCUCAAGCUGGGACAGGUGGGGACAGGUUCAGCAUGAGCACGAUUCUGCGUCGGACAAUCCUGAACCUGUGGCACAACUUUGGGCCCUUGGACGGUGGGUGAGUGGCUGCAAAGUAUCCAGCCUGUCACGGUCCCACCGUCUACAGGAACGUGACCGUCCCACCACUGCCAGACGGGGGCAGGAGGCUGCACACACCUUCACAGUUUACCAUGGAAAGAAAUCAUUACAAUUGCACAGUAUCUUAUAAAACUGGCAAUAGCAAUAAAUAAAACCUUGUUAUUUUAUCGUA